Messenger RNA from Phragmites australis (common reed), 2763 nucleotides. Its product is annotated as protein FAR1-RELATED SEQUENCE 5-like. Lineage: Eukaryota; Viridiplantae; Streptophyta; Magnoliopsida; Poales; Poaceae. The transcript is spliced from 4 exons. Gene Ontology annotation, molecular function: zinc ion binding. The coding region runs from base 396 to 2471 and encodes 691 amino acids. The record is from RefSeq and is a predicted model, not a curated record.
CGGCCCUGCGUUUCCCGUCCGCCCCGGCGCGCCCACAAGUGGACCGCCGUUCCGGCCCGGCGCAUGCCCGUCCGCCCCGGCGCCGGCACCGGAAAUCGUCGCCGUUCCGUCACGGAUCCGCCCAGCGCCGCCUCUCGUAGCCCAUCGAUCCGUCCCUGCGCCGCCACGCGUCGCUCGUCGUCCCCGGCGCCGCCUUUGCUAAUCGCCACCGUUCCGUCGCGGCGCGGCCAGUCGUGGCCCGUUCGGCCCGUCUUCACCACGCGUUGCACGCCUGCAUUUUGUCCCGGGGCCGCCUUCGGCAGUCGUCGCCGUCCGUCCCGACGCAUAUUCUGUCAUCCCUGAUUUCGUCACUUGGAGAACGGCCCGAACGUACCACGAUCUACAAGUUUGGAGUGAUGGAUGCGGAAAAGCAUGUUAGCCUGGAGGAGAUCGAGGAAUACAAUAGUGUGGUAAAUCAGAUGUUUGUGAGUGAGAAGGAUGGUUACAAGUUCUACAAUUCUUAUGCAGCAAAGAAAGGGUUUAGUGUUAGAAAGGAGAAGGUGAGAUACAAAGCAGGUACAAAGAAGAUGAAAUGGAGGAGGUUCUGCUGCUCAUCUGAAGGACACAGGUUGCUGAAAUUUUUUGAAAGAACUGAUCAACAAAGGGAGCCACGGGCACUGACCCGUUGUGGUUGCAAUGCUAAGCUUGACAUCGAGCUGAAUGAAGAGAGCGGAUUAUGGUUUGUUAAAGAUUUUGUGGAUGGUCACUGUCAUGUACUUUGUAAACCUGAAGAUGUGUUUGUGAUGCGGUCCCACCGUGGCCUAAAUGAUGCUCAGAAAGCUGAAGCCAUUGAGUUGGGCAUCGGUGGGCUACGUACAUGUCAGAUAAUGGAUGUUAUGGAGAAGAACCAUGGUAGCUAUGAAGAGACUGGAUUCUUGUUGCGGGACUUGUACAACUUCUUUGCAAGGUACAAGAAGGAGAGAGUUGAAGGUAGGGAUGCAGAAUUUGUUCUAAAAUAUAUGGGAGGAAAGCAAGAAGAAGAUCCAGAGUAUUUCUUCAAGUACAGUGUGGAUGAUGAAGGGCAUCUGAAAAAAAAAAAUUGGGCAGAUGCACAGUCUCGGAUUGACUAUCACGCCUUUGGGGAUGUCAUCAUUUUCGACAGCACUUACCGUGUGAACCGGUAUAACCUCCCGUUUGUGCCUUUCAUUGGUCUUAACCAUCAUCGCAGUACGGUUGUGUUUGGGUGUGGGAUCAUUUCGGACGAGAGUGUAUCUUCUUAUGUUUGGUUGCUUGAGGCGUUUUUGGAAGCUAUGGGACAGCAUCAUCCAGAGUCGGUCAUCACAGAUGGGGACAUUGCAAUGGCACGUGCCAUUGAGAUUGUUAUGCCCGAGGCAGAUCACCGGCUGUGCAGUUGGCACAUAGAGCAGAAUAUGAUUCAUCGCCUCCGCGGGGAGAAGCUUAGCGAAUUUAGAAAGUUCGUGUACCAUCCCAUGACAGUUGAUAAUUUUGAGAAACGUUGGAUGGAGUAUAAGGAGAAUUAUGGAAUCUCAGAAGAAGACAUAUGGAUGGUGAUGAUGUAUGAUCUUAGAAAGAAGUGGUCCGCAGCAUACACUAAAGGGAGGCAUUUCUUGGGCAUGCAGAGCAAUCAAAGAAGCGAGAGCCUGAACUCAAGGCUUCACAAGCAUCUGGACCGGAAGAUGUCACUCGUUGAUUUAGUGGAGCACUAUGAGUUCUCCCUAUCACGGAUCCGUAGGAAUGAAGCUGAGCUUGAUGCAAAGGCUUCACUGUCAGUCCCAUUCACUAGGAUAUCCGCUGACAUUUUUGAGAAAAAGGCUGCCCGUAUUUACACACCGAAGAUGUUCAAGAAAGUCAGGGAGCAGAUAAGGGGACUAUGUCAAUGGGAAGUUAAAGAGGUGACUCCGGAAAAUGGUCUUGUAAAGUAUGGAGUUGGAUCCGAAGGUGUCAGGGAAGACCUGGUUUAUGUCAUAUGUAUUUUUGAUGGCACAUUGAUGCAGAAUGCUUCUUGCUUUUGCCGAUUGAUGGAGGGCGAAGCCAUACCGUGCGCACACAUAUUUGCUGUUAUGAGGUUUCUUGGUUUUGAUAACAUUCCAAAAUGUUGUGUUGUGGAGAGGUGGACAAAUCUAGCGAAGAUUGCAUUUCCAUCUGAUAGGGUUACCAAUACCCAUGUGCGAUCGGAACAGAUGGCUCGUUUUCGUGGCCUCCGAAACAAGGCUAAUCUUGCUUUAUUCAAAGCUUCAAAGAGUGAAGAGCAGUCAGAGAGGGUGAUGCGAUUCUUGGAUGAGGUUUUGGAGGAAGGUGAAGGGGAUGAUGGUAGCAUGGAGGCAACAUCGUUUGGGCCUUUGCCAGCACACUUUUCAGGGGCGAACCAACGAUUUGUAACCGAAGUCCUUGAUCCAAAUAAGAUUGUUGCGAAAGGAGCUCCAUCUAAUAAGAGAUUGAAGAGAUUCCAUGAAAGGUUGAGGAGGAAUUAACUAUUCAGAUAUGUAAAUGAACAAGGCAUCAUGAAGUAUAUAAAGAUUGCAGCUUCAGUACCAAACAAGACAGUUCAGAACAACAUUGAUCUCUUCUGUCGGGCAAGAAGGAAUGUUAUGCUUCAAAAAUCUGGAGUUUAUGUUAAGCUGCUUCUUCUGUCUGACUGUCUGUAAUGAUACUUCUUCAUUGAACAAGGCAUCAUGAAGAAUAUAACGAUUGCAGCUUGGAGCAGUAUUUUUUUUAUUUAGCUGUAUUCUCUCUUGCAGGCUCAGAACAACAUUGAUCUCUUAU